Messenger RNA from Knipowitschia caucasica, 306 nucleotides. Lineage: Eukaryota; Metazoa; Chordata; Actinopteri; Gobiiformes; Gobiidae. The record is from the annotation of a GenBank genome assembly.
AUGCAAACAAACUUCACCAUGCAGACACCAUCAACGACUGCAGACACCAUCAACGACUGCAGACACCAUCAACGACUGCAGACACCAUCAACGACUGCAGACACCAUCGCCCUCUGCAGACACCAUCAACGACUGCAGACACCAUCGCCCUCUGCAGACACCAACGACUGCAGACACCAUAAACGACUGCAGACACCAUCGCCCUCUGCAGACACCAUCAACGACUGCAGACACCAUCAACAACUGCAGACACCAUCGCCCUCUGCAGACACCAUCAACGACUGCAGACACCAUCGCCCUCUGUGA